This is a messenger RNA of Gloeophyllum trabeum ATCC 11539, 984 nucleotides long. RefSeq lists its product as uncharacterized. The record is from RefSeq and is a predicted model, not a curated record. Bases 1 to 984 code for a protein of 327 amino acids. Gene Ontology annotation, cellular component: plasma membrane. The transcript has 6 exons. NCBI's taxonomy places the organism in Eukaryota, Fungi, Basidiomycota, Agaricomycetes, Gloeophyllales, Gloeophyllaceae.
AUGAACCAGGUCCACAGCACGCCUCUACAAUCCCUACUGGGAGGCUUUGGCAUCUCCCUCUCCGUACACGGUCUUCUGGUGUUGAAUGGAAACGUGCUCGGUAUCUCUGGCUUCCUUCACAGAGCUGCCAGAGGAGGAAAUGAAGCUCUUGCGGGUGUCCUUGGUCUUGUCCUCGGCGGGCUGAUAGUAGGAGCCAUUGAGGGCAAGGGACCCACAACCUUCGAUAACAAUCUGCCCCGGAUUAUCACAUCCGGCUUACUAGUAGGAAUGGGCGCCAAACUUGCGAACGGCUGUACUUCUGGACACAUGAUUUGUGGCAUCUCGCGUUUCUCUUUGCGUUCCCUGGCCGCUACAGUGACAUUCUCCGCUACGGGAAUCCUUACCGCCCUCCUCCUGCACGCAAAAUCCUUACCUUCACAGGGUUCCAUGGAUUGGACUCUGAGUCCCCUAGCGAAGCCUUUGAUCGCCUUACAAACUCUUCCUCUAGCAAUUCAGGCUGCUCUCUAUUUCCACGCCCCUCAACUUGUCCCCGAAGGGGAAGGUGAAGGGAUGCAUCGGAAGUCUGCCACAAGUCGGUUACUGGUGUUCCUGACCAGUAGCCUAGAUUUUGCGUUAGCCCUCCGAGUCUCCAACCUCACGGAGCCGCUGAAAGUCAUUGGCUUCCUCGUCCUUCCUUUCGACCGUAGCUUCGACCCCUCGCUCGCCUUUCUCACCCUCGGUGCCUUACCUUUAACUACCCUCCUCUAUCGCUAUGGUCGUGGAGAGCAUCCUCGGCUAGGCGGACCUUGGUCCGUACCUAAGUCAGGUAAGGUUGACGGACGCCUUCUGUUCGGAGCGGCUAUAUUUGGGAUUGGGUGGGGAAUGGAGGGUCUCUGUCCUGGUCCUGGGUUGGUUAAUUUAGGCAGAGCUCUCUCAACCGGUCAGAACGUCGUUCCCAUGGCUGCGUGGAUUAGUUCAGUCAUUGCCGGUGGCCUGCUCUACUGA